This is a messenger RNA of Rubroshorea leprosula, 2094 nucleotides long. Lineage: Eukaryota; Viridiplantae; Streptophyta; Magnoliopsida; Malvales; Dipterocarpaceae. The record is from the annotation of a GenBank genome assembly.
CAUGUUUCAAUCCGUCUUUUGCUUAAGAUUGAUACAUUAUUUCCCUCAGUGACAAAAAUUGCAAUUGAAAGAUAGGGCAGCAAAACAGAAAAAUGGCCAUGGACUCACCGGACAAUAGGAGGACCGGUUGUGGCCUUUUUAAUGCAGUUUUUGGGAGCCGUAGUUUUUGGUCCAAAAGGUCUCCUUCCACCGGUUCUCUUCCGACGGUGGUGAACAACAGCAACUUUGUUAAAGCGCCGAGCAAGAGGCGGCGGAGUGGCUCCCAUGACGCUAUUCUUUUGGACUCCACCGUGAGUCGGUCCGAGCCGCCGAUGAAACCAAAAUCAAAUUAUCCCAACAAGGUCCCUCUACAAAAUCAACAAAACCAGUACGGCAGGAAAGGACCAGAUGAAGGGAAUAAAACGACAAUGCCUAAUUUGGCGUACGUUAACCAAGGUAGUAGGGUGCCUAAAGAAGCAAUUGGAAUUUCUGGCGAGCUGGAAAGCAUGAUUCCAGAUUACCAAAAAUCAAAGGGAAACAGUAAUCUUGUACGUGCCUCGUCGGGAAACGUCAUGCUUUUGGGAAAUUUGGGUAACUUGAGGCAACCUGGCGGUACCGGAGGAAACACAAACACGAAUUCGUAUAGCGUUCUCGAUCAUCUUCCCAGUAAAGAGAAGAAUUACAAGACAAAAUCAAAUUAUCCCAACAGUGGAAUGGGGAAUGUGGUGAAGAAACCGGCGGAGGAAAAGCGCAGUGGAGUAGAAUCAGGGUCGUUGUGCAGGGCGAUUUCUACGAGAAUGGACCCUGAAACGCUCAAGAUUAUGGGCAAUGAGGAUUACAAGAGUGGGAAUUUCGCGGAGGCGUUGGCUUUGUAUGAAGCGGCGAUCGCCAUUGAUCCGAAGAAAGCAUCGUAUAGAAGCAACAAAAGUGCGGCAUUAACGGCUUUGGGGAGGCUGCUUGAGGCAGUUUUCGAGUGCAGAGAAGCCAUCCGAAUUGAACCCCAUUAUCACAGAGCUCAUCAUCGUUUGGCGAACUUACAUCUUCGGUUAGGGGAAGUGGAGAAGGCUAUCUAUCAUUGCAAGCAUGCAGGACCAGAAGCUGACCAUGAAGACAUAGCCAAAGCUAAAGCUCUGCAGAAGCAUUUGGAUAAGUGCACCGAAGCUAAAAGGCUAAGAGAUUGGAAUGCCCUGAUCAAACAGACAUGGUGUGCUAUCAACACUGGGGCGGACUCUGCGCCACAGAUAUAUGCAUUGCAAGCCGAGGCCUUGCUUAAGCUCCACAGGCAUCAAGAAGCCGAUGAAGCAUUGGCAUUAUUGAAGGGUCCAAAUUUCAGUGUCGAUGACUGCACCAAAUUCUUUGGCCCCAUCGGUAAUGCAAAUUUGCUAGUGGUACGUGCUCAGGUGGACAUGGCAAUAGGCAGAUUCGAUGAUGCAUUAGCGGCUAUUGAGAGAGCAGCUCGGCUUGACUCCAACAACAGGGAAGUAAGUGCAGUAACGCGGAGGGCCAGAGCAGUGGCAGUGGCGCGAUCCAAUGGCAAUGAGCUGUUCAAGGCGUCAAAGUUCUUGGAUGCGUGUAAUGCUUACGGGGAGGGACUUGACCAUGACCCCUUCAACUCAGUGUUGUUGUGCAACCGAGCAGCCUGUCGGUCCAAGCUUGGUCACUACGAGAAAGCCAUAGAGGACUGCACUGCUGCACUCAACCUCCGACCGGGCUACAGCAAGGCCAGGCUAAGAAGAGCCGAUUGUUAUGCCAAGCUGGGAAAAUGGGAAGCUUCAAUACAAGACUACGAGAUCCUGCAAAGAGAAACGCCAGAUGAUGAGGUGAACCAGGCAUUGUCUGAGGCCCGGCAGCAGCUCAAGAAACAAAGUGGUGCCUUUCAUUCAUGAAAAGUUGGGACCCAACAUUGGGAAAAGGAUGGAAUGGAAGAAACUGCAAUGGUGCUAGCUAGAGCAGUGGAUAAAAUCAUUUAUGCUUUAAUGAUUUUUUUCCCUUUUUGUCAGGAAUUAAUUUGAUGAUGCAAUUAGAAUUUUAACAAUUUCCUACAAUUUGAUCAUGUGUAGACUAUGGUUAUGUGUGUGUAUAAUUUUUCUCAGAGGUUAUAGCAUAUACUCCAUG